UGGUCCAGCCUCCCCUUCUGCCCCGUCCCCGGGCACUUUCCCUCCGGCACACGGCGCUGGCACGAAGGAGCCGCGGCCGAGUCUCCUGCAACCUGCCCCGUCCCGGCGGCUUCGGCGAGCCUUAGCCACGGCUUGCAGGCCGAGGGCGACGGGACCAUUACUUUGCCUAAGAGCCCGUCUCCAUCUCUAAGGUCCGAAAAAGGAAUAGACCUUCCCGCCCUCCUGCCCACCCUUCUCACACAUACAGCCCUUCCCCCCUCUGCAAAUCCGAUCCCCUCCUUUCCUUGUCCAGAUAACUGAUUCCAAGGGCGCGAUGCCCAACGAGUCCUCCUCUUUCAACAAGGCGUCGACUCCCUCGGAGCCUAACGGCCAAGGGGGUAAGAUGGGCCCUUUUGGAAAGUCCGCUGGCCUGGUAGCUGCAGGGGCGGGAAACCACGCCAGUGGGGCCUUAGCCCAAAGCCCGGCUGCGGCGGCUGCUGGGGCCGCCCCCGCCGCCACGUCGGGGAAAAAGUCUCCUAGGCUCCCGAAGUGCGCGAGGUGCAGGAAUCAUGGCUAUUCGUCACCCCUGAAAGGGCACAAGCGGUUCUGCAUGUGGAGAGAUUGCCAGUGCAAAAAAUGCAGCUUGAUCGCGGAAAGGCAGCGGGUGAUGGCAGCCCAGGUUGCACUGAGAAGGCAGCAAGCUCAAGAAGAAGAGUUGGGCAUCAGCCACCCCAUCCCCUUGCCAGAAAUGUAUGUGAAGAAAGAGAGCAAUGCCAGCGGCACCUGCCUUGUGUUGGAAAGUGGCAGCCCUCCACCGUCUACUUCCUCGGCAACUGCAGGCUCAUCUGCAACAACAGAGGGACGGAUGUUGAUCCCGGACAUUCCUUCCCUGUCCAGCAGAGGGCAUCUGGAGAGCACAUCUGAUUUAGUCGUGGACUCCACCUACUACAGCAGCUUUUACCAGCCAUCGUUGUAUCCUUACUACAAUAACCUCUACAACUACUCUCAGUACCAGAUGGCUGUGGCCAGUGAAACCACCUCUGGAGAGAUGGGGAGCCCACUGGUAGGAUCUUCAGUUAAAAACAGCCUGCGAAGCCUCCCAGCAACCUAUAUGUCAAGCCAGUCAGGAAACCAGUGGCAGGUGAAGAGCCCAGACAACCGCCAUGGCGUGAGUUCCCAGUACCGGAUGCAUUCUUACUAUCCUUCCACCCCUUAUUUGGGCCAGAAUGUUGGGGCUCCUGCCUGUGUCCCCCAGAUUUUCACUUUUGAAGAGAGUCCCCCGUACUCUGAAGCAAAAGCAAAUGUGUUUUCACCACCCAGUAGCCAGGAUUCUGGCCUGAUUUCCCUUUCCAGCAGUUCUCCUAUCAGUACUGAAAGCGCCAAAACUGUCCUGGAGUGCGAGUCGACCUCUGAUUCUGGCACCUUCCCUGUUCAUUCUGUCAUGGAAGAUGGUGAAUAAAGAACGUUAAGGGAAGUCCUGAUGGCUGCCUUAAAGAAGUGCCUUCUUGUUAAGUUGUGUUUGUCUGCUUUGCCAUAACUGAUGCUGAAGUAACUGUUUAGAGAAUGUUGGUUAUCCCUUAAGGUUUGUUCAGCAUAACGUGACUUGCCCGUACUUAGUUAAAGGACAAGAGCAGGAGAGACGGCUGAAACUAUUUGAAGUGCUUCUCCUCUAAAGGCUACCCUAUGAGAACAAUUGGGCACAAUCUUAAUAUAAACAUCUCCAUUUUGUGAAUGGGCCUAAAAUGUUGGCUUUUGGGUAGCACAGAAAUAGAGUUAAAUAAAUUCAUACAUUGCAAAUAAAAUGUAAUUAAAUUUGCAUGGAUGACUAAGAGGCUUAGAUUUGCUAAUAAAACAGCACAAACAGGUUUACUACUUUUAACGGCAUUUAAAACUGUAACAAUUUUAAGACGUUUUUGGCAUGAUUAACAUUUUAGAAAUUGGAUUGAAGAAUUAUAACAUAUUGCAGCAAAGGACCAUUGUUCAUGGGUUUUGUCCUUUGAACUUCUACUAUAGACCAAAGAAACUAAUGAGAUGUACCUUGGUUUUACAUAAACUCUGCUGCCUUUUGCAUUCUCAUAGCCUGCAAACAUAUGGAAAUAUUUCAGCAAGAAUUAUAUUUUAAAAUUAGUUGUGAUGGUUUCCCUUUGGAGUUGUUUUGUUUUUUUAUGUCAGAUACUAGAUUUUGAUCAGCUAUGUCUGUUUUUGACUGCCAGUAUAAAAUUAACAUAAACUUUGUGCAUACAAAUUACUGUAUUUGGUACAAUCUCAACUUCAAGUAAAGGGUGCCUUUUCCAGCAUAUUUGUUAAAAAUUGCUUAGCGUGUCUUUUCCCUAGGGUUACAGAAACCAACCUGAAAUGAAACUAGCUGUUAAAGAAUUCAUUGUUCUCUGUAGUUGCAGUGGUACCUGAAAUAAAAAUGUUAUUGAUGACCAAAUUUUCUUGUGUGUAUAGUUGGCGAGCUGUAUUAAACAGGAAAAAAAGAAAUUA
Pogona vitticeps (central bearded dragon) is the source of this 2466-nucleotide messenger RNA. RefSeq names its product doublesex and mab-3 related transcription factor 1 (gene DMRT1). The record is from RefSeq and is a predicted model, not a curated record. Gene Ontology annotation, molecular function: RNA polymerase II cis-regulatory region sequence-specific DNA binding; DNA-binding transcription factor activity, RNA polymerase II-specific. Gene Ontology annotation, cellular component: nucleus. Lineage: Eukaryota; Metazoa; Chordata; Lepidosauria; Squamata; Agamidae. Gene Ontology annotation, biological process: regulation of transcription by RNA polymerase II; sex differentiation.